AUGAUAACGUUGCCGAAGUUAGACAGUCCAUCAUUUGAAGAGGAAUUCAAUGCCCUCUUGCUGGCUUCAAACCGAUCUGCCAGUGAAGAUGAUAUUGACGAGUUGUUGGUUUCCGAUCGUGAACUAUUACAGUUACGUGACCAAGAUGAAGAAUUAGAGGAGAAUAUUCCAGAUGUGGAUAGCAGCCAUGAGAGGAGCACUGAUAGUUCUGAUGAAGGUAGCACCGAUAGUUCUGAUGAUGGCAGGCCUCUUUCAGAAUGA
Messenger RNA from Leptosia nina, 261 nucleotides. The record is from the annotation of a GenBank genome assembly. NCBI's taxonomy places the organism in Eukaryota, Metazoa, Arthropoda, Insecta, Lepidoptera, Pieridae.